Molecule: messenger RNA, 1146 nt
Organism: Penicillium pulvis
Lineage: Eukaryota; Fungi; Ascomycota; Eurotiomycetes; Eurotiales; Aspergillaceae
Exons: 5
Coding region: 1-1146 (381 amino acids)
Biological process (GO): transmembrane transport
Cellular component (GO): membrane
Molecular function (GO): transmembrane transporter activity
Source: RefSeq, a predicted model, not a curated record
AUGAGCGCAGUCCAAUUGCGAAGAAUUGCCGACCUUCAAGUUCUUCCACUUCUUUUAAUUGGAUUUGCAACCUAUCAAUUGGAUCGAACCAAUAUCUCCAGUGCCUUAACAGGUGGACUGGCAUCCGACAUAUCGGUGAACCAAAAUACAAUUAAUCUGGGCAACCAAUUAAUGUACAUUGGAGUGAUCGUACUUGAAAUUCCCUCAAAUAUAGUUCUACACAAGAUUGGGCCCCGCUGGUGGAUUGGCGGGCAGGUGUUUAUAUUCGGCGUGAUCGCUGCCCUGCAGAUGUUCAUAAGGAAUAAAACCGGCUUUCUCCUCACGAGAGCCCUUUUGGGACUUGCUGAAGCGGGAUACAUCCCAGGGGCUAUGUUCACUUUGUCAACAUGGUACACGAGAGAGGAGAUUACGAAGCGGAUUGCGAUAUUCUUCUUUGGAAUGUUUGGUGGCACCGCAGUCUCUCCGUUGUUAGGUGCGGGACUUCUGAGGCUGGAUGGAAAGGGCGGAAUCUCUGGAUGGCAGUGGAUUUUCCUGGUGGAAGGAAUUUGGUCGGUGACCAUCUCUCUAAUGCUGAUGUUUCUUCUCCCUGAGAGGAAGAAGUAUCAAUCAGUAUCCGAGAUUGAGAAAGUUGACUCGCAAGAAACCCAAAACACACAACAUACGAUUACUCAACGGAUACCAUUGACAGUCGUCUGGAAAACAUUGACAAAUGUCUACAAGUGGCCGCAUUUUCUCGCAACAGCUUGUGUUUUUGCAACCUGGUGCCCUCUUACGACGUAUACUCCGAGCAUCAUUGUGUCUUUGGGGUUCACACGCGUUCAGGCCAAUGCGUUAGCUGCGAUUGGGUAUUUGAUGACUCUACCCGUUGUAUUAUUCUUCGCCUGGCUGAGUGACAAGACAAAGAAGCGUGGCUUUACAGUCGUGAUUGCCAUAUCAGUAUAUCUGAUUGCGCUCAUUAUUCUUAGACUCGUGCAGGCUCAUGUUGGCCGAUGGGGUAAAUUCGGACUCUGGACAACCGUGAAUGGCUUGGCAGUCGGAUAUCAUCCAAUCCAUAAUGCAUGGAUUCAGAUGAAUAGUCAGAAUCCCGAAGAACGAAGUGUUAGGGUUGCAAUGUGUACGUUCCUCGUGGAUAUUUUCCGCGACUAA